AUGACCGGUCACGAACCCGCGAAGAGAGACCAACGAGGAUUAUCGACAUCAUCGACGACGGGCGGAUGGCUGCCUCGAGAACAAGCUGGAACGACGGACUUAUUGGAACUCGAAGUGAGCGAUCGACGCAUGCGUGAAGGCGGAAAACUGGCUGUCGAACGCGCCAAUGCUCCAGCCAAUACAUCACUCAAAACGUCGAUAUUGGGAAAUUGGACUUUCGGCGCCAUCUCUGGAGUUCAAAGCUAA
Molecule: messenger RNA, 246 nt
Organism: Cotesia congregata
Lineage: Eukaryota; Metazoa; Arthropoda; Insecta; Hymenoptera; Braconidae
Source: the annotation of a GenBank genome assembly